UACAACCCUUUUUAUUUCUUCUCCAUAUCUCCUAAGCUCAUUGAAAACUCUUUCCUACAUUCUCAGAAAAGAAAGAAACGGGAGGAAAACAAAACAAAAACAAAGUUGGAAACUUUGCUACUGGUUUUGUUGAUUUUAGAUUCAGAUCUCUCAAUUUUCUAUUCAGUUUCCACAAUGGGUGUGGUAACAGAGUCACAGUUCCAUGUUUUGGCUGUUGAUGAUAGUCUCUUCGAUCGGAAAAUGAUAGAGAGAUUGCUUCAAAAGUCCUCAUGUCAAGUAACUACAGUUGAUUCAGGCUCUAAAGCUCUCGAAUUUCUGGGUUUGAGAGAAAGUAAUGAUGAGAGCGAGGACCCAAAUGUGCUCUCUACAUCACCAGUAACUCAUCAGGAAGUUGAAAUAAAUCUUAUAAUUACAGAUUAUUGUAUGCCUGGCAUGACUGGUUAUGAUUUGCUCAAGAGAGUUAAGGAAUCAGCAGCAUUUAAAAGCAUACCAGUAGUAAUUAUGUCAUCUGAGAACGUUCCUGCUAGAAUCUCCAGAUGUCUGGAAGAAGGAGCUGAAGAGUUUUUCUUGAAACCGGUAAAGCUGGCUGAUGUUACCAAGUUAAAACCUCAUAUGAUGAAAACCAAAUUGAAGAAAGAGACUGAGAAACCAGGUAAAGAAGAGAUCGCAGCUUUGAAACCGGAGAUAGAAGAAGAUUCAUCGGUAAUUGAAAUCUUGCCUCUCCAUCAAGAACUUGAAUCCGAACAACACGAAGCAAUGUUGAGUAGUAAUAAGAGGAAAGCAAUGGAAGAAGUGAUUUCUACUGAUCGGUCACGUCCUAAAUACAGUGAAAUCACAACUUCAGACCAGUUUUUUUUAUAGGUUGUUUGUAGGAAUGCUUCUUCUGGUAAAUACAGGGUUGCCAUAGAGACUGAAGAGGGGAGAUAUAUGUAGAUGAUGAUGGUAAUUGGUUGUUACUUGUUAUUGUUCACUAUGGUAAUUAUCAGUAAAUUCCCAGUUUUGUUUACUGUUUUUUUUUUCUUUUGGUAUCAACACAAUCUCAAUCUCAAGAGUAAAACUUUUGCUGAGUUUUCUUUUGUUUCUUUUUAAU
Messenger RNA from Eutrema salsugineum, 1090 nucleotides. RefSeq names its product two-component response regulator ARR8. The transcript has 5 exons. Gene Ontology annotation, biological process: phosphorelay signal transduction system; cytokinin-activated signaling pathway. The coding region runs from base 175 to 861 and encodes 228 amino acids. The record is from RefSeq and is a predicted model, not a curated record. NCBI's taxonomy places the organism in Eukaryota, Viridiplantae, Streptophyta, Magnoliopsida, Brassicales, Brassicaceae.